Neospora caninum is the source of this 3471-nucleotide messenger RNA. RefSeq lists its product as hypothetical. The transcript is spliced from 2 exons. NCBI's taxonomy places the organism in Eukaryota, Apicomplexa, Conoidasida, Eucoccidiorida, Sarcocystidae. Bases 1 to 3471 code for a protein of 1156 amino acids. The record is from RefSeq and is a predicted model, not a curated record.
AUGGGUUGCGAUGGUCCAGCGGCCUCGAUGGCCGCUAACUUUUCUCUGGACAGUCUUCCGCCGCAGCGGUCUGUGUCUCUCUACUGGGUUGAGAAAUGGCUUCUGGCCUUAGAUGCCUUCCAAGUCUGGUGCCUGCUCUGGCUGAUUGUUCUUCCCCAGUUCCCUCCGUCCUGGAACCAACAUACUUUUCCGGCGCUGGCGGCCAACUUGGACUUGUUCCACUUGCUCUUGAAUCGCUUAGACUCGUCAAAUGUUCUCGUUGCCAGCGCUGCAGGUUCCACCGCCAACUCCCGUCUCGUUCUUGCUUGCGUCUUCACUCUCGUCGUUCUGGCUACUGCAGUGCUGCUCUGGGGGGGAUCUCGAUGGAUAAGCUUUGCCAAAUCCCCGAAAGAAAAGAGGCAGGAAGCUCGCGAACGCGCCGAGGAGCUCCAACGGAAGCAACGGCAGUCCUCAGGUCGUAUGUCCCUCAGCGUCGUAUUCGCUUUGCAGAAUGAUGAACAGAUAAGAGAUCGUGAUUCCAAAUUGCUGAAGCUUUGCGAUUUCGGUGCUGAUCUUUGGCAUGAAGCCUGCCUCUGUGUUGUCCAGGGACGGGUCAUUCUGGUGACGUGGAUGUUCGCCCCAUACCUAAAUUCGGUACUCCCAAUCGUUUUUUGUCAAGAUCAAGCAGAAAUAUGUGACGACCAAGGCCUGUUCAUAGGGCGUGUUGUGAUUGGGAUAAUUGCCUUCCUGCUAGCUGUUAUGGCCAUGUACUACGUAGGCAACCAAGUGAACGCCCAUUUGGUGGCGCAAACAGACGAAAACCAUGAAGAAUACGUCCAACAGAAAGAGCUGGAAUACAUGUUGCACCUGAAUGAUAGCUGGCGUGUACAAAUGUUGUGGGCGUUCACAUCUUUUCGGCGCGAAUGGGGGCGAGUUUACCACCGGCAAACGCUCAUGGUUGUCAAAUUCCUCCUCUGCCUUCUGGUUUCCUGCUUUGGGAACCAGGCGUAUAAGCCCUCUACGGGUGUCGCUUGGCUUUUUCAGCAGAUGUUCCCUUCCGGCCUUUCGAGCGCGUCAACUUCUUCAGACACAUCUGGAGCGGGAGGUUCGUCACCUUCCGUUAUCACCACAGACACGCCGUCUUGGGCGAUAGACCCUCUUGCAGAAAUGGCUGCAAAUCCGUUUGGUUCACGGACUCAGAGUGUCCUCGCCUUUACCAUAAUCUGCGUCUUUGUCCUUCUGUGUCUACUGAGGAUGCCUUACCGGCAACGAUCCUCGAAUGUUUUGUUUGCGUUUACGUGGAUCACGCUUGGAGUGCUCUCAGGCUUCAGCGUCACUCUUGCCUGCUCGGCAGAGACGCCUGUGCUCCUUCACGCUGAGAAUAUGCUGUUACUUCUUCCUCUUCUUCAUGCUGUGCUCCUGUUUGUCUGGGGUCUCACGAUUGUGAUCGGCGUCUUUCGAACUCUCCUCCCGAGCUCGUCCAGCGCUCUUCUUGUGCCCCCAGAGCACGAUACGGAAGAGAAUCAACUCCUCGAUGACCUUGGCUCCAGCGGCUUUUGGAAGGAGCAGCGGAAGCGACGGUGGAAGGAAAAACGAAACCUCUUCAUUCAUCAUGCCCACAACAUGAUUCGUAACAUCGCGUCUAAGAACGCCGCGAAAAAGAUCCCCUUGGUCAAAAGGUCAAGCAGCUCCAUCUGGGCAGGGGACGAAGACGACGGUAACGGUGCCUACCCCAAUUUCGUGGAUAGUCCGUGGCCGAUCUCCUUCUACGAAGGACGAUACUUCGUUAGAACCUUUCCGGACGUUUUACUAUCUCUCAAAGUGGCCCAGCACACCAUCGACCGGUACCUUUUCGCUGACAAGACAUUGGUUCCGCUCUCGUCUCUGGACGCGGCGCACGCAGAUCUGCAGCGCCAUCUUCUCAGCUUUCUGAGUCUCGGGGAUAGCGAGAACCCGCUCCUACGGAAGACGAAGAACGCCGACGAGAACCACCUCGAUCCUUCUGCGAAUCCAGAUGAGCUCCAGCAGGCACUGGCGCGUGCAAAAAAGAAACUUGCAGAUCUUUUUGGCGAAGAGGAAUCGAGUGAUCAAGGGGAGGAAGAUGAUCCGGGUGCCGACGACUCCGACAAAGAGCACACAGAAGUCACUGAGCCGGAUGAGAUGGAUGAUCUACUUGGCGCCACCGGCCCCCGACCCCAUCUCGACACGAACUUUGUUGACGGUUGGGACACAGGAGGCGAAAACAAAAGGGUUCACAGACUUAUCCAUGCGGUUCAAGAGCAGUCUCUCCGGCCGCGCCGCGCGAACAUGGCGGCUCGUUUUGACGUUCCCGAAGAGGAAGAUCCUUUUGCAACACUCCUCGCCAGGAAAGCCCGGACACAAUCUCAAAAGCGUCCCGUCGGACGUGGCAUCGAAGAGACACCUCUCGAAUCUGCUCUAAAGGCGCUAGACGAGGAGGGAACUGUACGGAAGAGGCGGGCGACCGCGUUGGCCCAGAAGCUACUCGACUCACUUGCUGCUUUUUCCUCAGAGGACCGCGGCUCGGAUACCCACAGCUCCUCUGAUGCUGAGGCAUCCAGUUCCACAAACGGCAUCAGCGGCGUGGAGAGCCGAGCCGUGGCACUAGUAGGAGAACGUAUAGACAGGGCGGUUGAGCACAGCACACACGCGGAUGCGGAGAACGCAAAUGAGGUACAGGAAAGCGCGAGAGGCGGAAGAACGCUGGACGAUCUCCAAAAGCUCCUUCAAAUUGAUUUUGAUGUCCCCACAUUAGCCUCGACCAUGGAGUUGAAGAAGAUGUGGGCGGAAUUCGAGGAAAAGCGCGCCCCCCAGGCGCAGUUUGCACUUGUCCCUGCCAGCGGCUCCGAAGGGACAGAGAAAGGAGAGGCAGACAGCGCCAGAGUUGAAUCCGCAAACGGACAACCGACAGAAGCUGAGAAGGCAGAAAAUCAGGAGGGAAACCUAUCCGCUUCUGGAGCAUCCGCGAAUGAGGUCAAGAAGAAGAAAAAGGAAAGGAAAAGGCUGAAAUCGGAUCCGGAUGCAUUUCCUUACCUUCCAGAAGAUUCUCGGAGGGCUCUGCUAGAGUUUCAGGUUCGACGUCUCAGCACACUAUCUCAUCUGUCUCAACGCUUUUCCGCUGUGCCUAUCAAAAAGCUGUUCCAAGAGAUGCAACACCGACAAUCGCUCAGUCACGCCUUCCGCUGGAUUCUGUUGGAAGCGUUUGAAAUUCUUACCAGCCUGAGAAAAGAGGUGGCCCAGGUGACGUGCCUGCCUAAAGCCUUACCCAACGGGGGAGACGCACUCAUGGCGUUGCUGGCCCAACGGUGCCGACAAAGGGACAGAGAUCUGAUUUUCAUGCCCGCGAAGAAGAAGCGCAUUCACAUGAAACUUCUUGCGAUACAGUUCCUUUGUGGCAAGCAUCUAGCUACUAGCGAUCGUACAGACGAAAUCGUCUCUCAGAUGCUCCGCGGUCUCACCAGUCUUUUCGAGUGA